Messenger RNA from Amphiprion ocellaris (clown anemonefish), 3185 nucleotides. It is a transcript of the gene kif6, whose product is annotated as kinesin family member 6. The transcript is spliced from 23 exons. The record is from RefSeq and is a predicted model, not a curated record. Gene Ontology annotation, biological process: microtubule-based movement; mitotic spindle organization. Lineage: Eukaryota; Metazoa; Chordata; Actinopteri; Pomacentridae. Gene Ontology annotation, molecular function: microtubule binding; microtubule motor activity; ATP binding. The coding region runs from base 94 to 2535 and encodes 813 amino acids.
ACCAGCUACGACUAACCAGGCUAAAGUUAGCCUGCGAGCUAACGACCUGCAAACGAACCAGACUGAACUAUCUGGUUUUUAACGAGGGGGAAAAUGGUGAAACAGACGAUACAGAUAUUCGGUCGCAUUAAACCCAAUAAGAAAACUACGGCGGUGUACUCCGUGGACAAUGAGGAACAGACAGGUGCUUCUCUGGAGUUUGUGGUGCCCAGGGACUUGGCUGAUGGCUUUGUUAACAACAAGAGGGAAUGCUACAAAUUCAGGUUCCAAAAGGUGUUUGAUCAAGCCACCAAACAAGAAGAGAUAUUUGAACACAUUGCCAAACCAGUAGCAGACAGUGUAUUGGCUGGCUAUAAUGGCACCAUAUUUGCCUAUGGCCAGACAGGCAGUGGGAAGACCUUUACCAUCACAGGAGGUGCCCAGCGUUACAAUGAUCGGGGAAUUGUUCCUCGGACCCUGUCCUACCUGUACGAACGCUUCAGCCAGGACAGCAACAUGGUUUAUACCACGAACAUCUCCUACCUGGAGAUCUACAAUGAGGUGGGAUAUGACCUUCUGGAUUCCCGACAUGAAGCAUCUCGACUGGAGGACCUACCAAAAGUAAUGAUCAUGGAGGAUCCAGAUCAGAACAUCCAUCUCAGGAACCUGUCAAUGCAGCAGUCAGCAAACGAGGAGGAGGCUUUGAAUCUGCUCUUCUUGGGGGACACCAAUCGUAUGAUUGCAGAAACUCCCAUGAACCAGGCUUCCACUCGCUCGCACUGUAUUUUCACUGUGCACUUAUGCAGACGUGAGCCCGGCUCAGCCACCGUGCGGCGAUCCAAGCUCCACCUAGUGGACCUGGCUGGCUCGGACAGAGUUAGCAAGACUGGUCUAAACGGGCAACUGCUUACAGAGGCCAAGUAUAUCAACCUGUCCCUCCACUACUUAGAGCAGGUGAUCAUAGCAUUGUCAGAGAAGAAUCGCUCCCAUAUUCCCUACAGAAAUUCCACGUUGACGUCUGUUCUGAGGGACAGUCUCGGGGGCAAUUGCAUGACCACCAUGAUUGCCACUUUGGCCGUUGACAGAAGAAACCUUGAUGAGUCCAUCUCUACUUGCCGCUUUGCUCAGCGUGUGGCUCUCAUCAAGAAUGAGGCGAUAUUGAAUGAAGAACUGGAUCCUGCCCUGCUGAUAGCACGUUUGAAGAGGGAGGUCCUGUCACUGAAGGAAGAGCUGGCCAUGGUAACAGGAGAGCAGAGAGAUGACCAGCUAACUGUGGAGGAGAUCCAGAAGUUGGAAAAGCAAGUCAAGGCUUUUCUAGAUGACACUGAUCCAGACUUCACUCUGUCAUUAGGACCAGACAUGAGAAAAAUCCAGUACUGUUUCUCCCUGUUGAAGACUAUGAUUCUGGACAAACAAGUUAGAAGAAAUAGGCACAGUGAUGGACAAGAGUCACCAGCGGCAACAGGGAUGCAAGAAGAAAAAGAAGAAAACAGCCACCACAGUGCAGCAGAAGUGGACAAAUUAAAGGAGAUGCUUCAGCAGCGGGAUAACGAGAUCAGUAUCCUAGUUAAGAUGUUGAAGAAGGAGAAGAAAAGGGCCCAGGAUGCUGCUGCUCAGCUCACUAGCAUCCCCACUGACCAGAGGGCGUCCACGAUGCCACUGCUGAAAGAAGGAAGCGUGGACGCUGCCUCAGAAAACCAUGGUGGACGAGCUGCACAGCACAUGAAGAGAGGUCCACAGCUGUCUAUGGGAAAGAAAGAGGCCUUUGAGACCUUCAUAAGGGACCACAAGGACAAUCUGACCAUUGAAGACAACAAGAGCCUACUCAAACAGAGAUCCGCUGAGACCAGAAGACUGAGAGAGCAACUGAAUGAAUCCAGAGACAGAAUCACUGAGUUGAAGAAGCAGCUAGAGAUGCGGAGGAGACAGAGGGCAGCUCACGGUGUCAUGGGGAAUCACAAAGACUCUGAGGAGGAGGACGACCCUGUGGAAGAAAACCUGCGCAAACACAUUGAGCAAGAAAAGCUGGCCUACAAGAGCACCAUUGACCAUCUUAAAGCACUGAGGACAGAGAUGGAACAUCUGCAGCUGCUGUUGGAAAGGGCAAAGAUCAAGAUCCACAAGGACUUCCAUCAGUGGUGGAGCCAGGAGGCCUCUAGUUUACAGGAAUCUGAGUCAGGGGCCACAGCCAGAUGUCCAGUGGGGUCCCCAAAUGGAGCCUUGCAGCCAUCCUCACCUGGCACUCCAGGAUUUCGUGCUCCUGCUCUGAGCAGUACUAUGAGAGGCUCUCCAGCAGGAGACCCAAAUCCAGACCGUCCCGGUUCCUCUGGUCAAGAGAUCAGAAGCAUCACCCCCAGAAGUGUACCAGCCUGGAAUAACAUUUCCCUGGAUGGAAAAGUGACCGACUGCACUCCUUUGUCUGAGUGGAGGGCCAUUGCCACCUCCACAAUCUCAUCCUCCUCUUUUCCACUGACUGGAGACCAGCAAACUGAUGCUGACAUUCUGGCUUUCAUCAGGGCCAGGCAAAAUCUCUUUAGCAGGGCAGGCCCUCCUUAACAGUGAUCCUCAGUUCUGAGGAAGCUUCUAACAUGUGACUGCUUGUUCAACCUCCAUACCUGCCAGGUGAAAGAAUGAUCCAAAUGUGCAUUAGAUUUGUGCCAGAAGGACUCCAUACAUGCAGUGCUGUUCUCUCUCUCUGUGUCUCACACACACACACACACACACUCACACACACACACACACGCACACACACACACACACACACACACACACACACACACACACACCACACAUGCACAUGCACACGCACACACACACACACACACACACACACACCGCACACCGCACAUGCACACACUUAUUGACUUCCUGGAGAGGAUGCCAGUGAUAUUACGGGCAUCAUUGUAAAUCACAGCCAGCGCCGGCCAUUUGAUCUGAACAAAUGUUUUCUCAAGAUAUCAGAGGAAGGAGCGUGCAACCAGAAACCAGUCGGCUCCAGUACGUGUUUCAAUGUAAUAAAUCAGAACUUUGGAAACGGUCAGCAAAUGCAUUUGAUGUUUUAAUCUGGAUUCACUUCAUUCUGACAUAUAAAAUGUUGUAAAUGUGUCAUAUUUUGUUUGUACAGGAGUAUUCUUUUAUUAUUAUUAUCAUUAUUAAAUUUACACUAAAUAUCAAACCAAAAAUAAACUAACUGUGAGAUGCUUUAA